This is a messenger RNA of Ornithodoros turicata, 567 nucleotides long. RefSeq lists its product as uncharacterized. The coding region runs from base 1 to 567 and encodes 188 amino acids. The record is from RefSeq and is a predicted model, not a curated record. The transcript has a single exon. Lineage: Eukaryota; Metazoa; Arthropoda; Arachnida; Ixodida; Argasidae.
AUGAGUGUCCCUCAACGCCUACAGCGCAUGAGACUUUGUUUGCAAGCCUACUCAUUGGACGUAAGGUACAGACCUGGCAAAGAACAGCUUCUGCCAGACGGCCUGUCAAGAUUUCCAACAACAGAAGUCAUGGACGAAACGGACGAGAUGCUUCAAGUAAACACCCUACAGGAACUUCCCAUUGCAGAAAGGAGACUGCAACUCAUAAGGGAAGCUACAAAAACAGAUGAACAGCUGCAGCUUCUUUCCAAGUACGCAGACUCUGGUUGGCCUGUACAUCGAGGGCAGGUUCCCAGCCUGGCAGUGGAAUUUUGGCCUCACAGAGAAGAUAUCCACAUGGAAGAUGGCAUUGUUCUGCGCUCGGACAGGGUCGUCAUUCCGUUUUCGAUGAGGAAGUCUGUUCUCAAGCACCUGCACGCCGCGCACGUCGGUAAGGAAAAGAUGAAAAGAAGAGCAAGAUGCACCGUGUUUUGGCCAAAGUUGAACGAUGCCAUCGACAAGGUCUGCGACAACUGCGCCGAGUGUCAAGCAAACAAGAAACCAAGUGAGAAUAAACGUAUAAAAUGA